Messenger RNA from Vicia faba (fava bean), 1314 nucleotides. NCBI's taxonomy places the organism in Eukaryota, Viridiplantae, Streptophyta, Magnoliopsida, Fabales, Fabaceae. The record is from the annotation of a GenBank genome assembly.
AUGUUUGGUUUUUCAUGUUCGAUACUUAUUUUCUUCUGUUUUUCUUAUUUCAUUUGUCUUUCUCAUGCAUUAAAUAAUGGUUUCAGUAUUGAACUUAUUCAUCGCGACUCUUCAAAAUCACCUAUCUAUAAUCCAAUGGAGACUAAAUUCCAAAGAGUAUACAAUGUUGUUAAUCGUUCAAUCGAUCGAUCUAAUCACUUCAGCAAACAAUUUUCACUCAAUAUAAAAAAACCCGUAUCAACUUUAAUCCCGGACUCUUUUGAAUAUUUCAUGAGUUAUUCUAUUGGUACCCCACCUUUUAAGACCUAUGGUAUUAUGGAUACGGGUAGUCCCUUAGUAUGGCUUCAAUGCCUCCCUUGUAAGACAUGUUACAAUCAAACGUCUCCUAUAUUUAAUCCUUUAAAAUCUUCAAGUUACGAAACUAUACGUAGCUCUUCUAGGAGAUGUAAACUUGCGAAAGAUUUAGUUCCAUCUUGUUCUCAAAAUAAAGAUGUUUGUCAAUAUAAUAUUACUUAUGGUGGUGAAAUAAAAUCACAAGGAGAUCUUAGUCUGGAGACUCUAACAUUAGAUUCCACUUCUGGCUCAUUUGUUGUGUUUUCUAAAAUUGUGAUAGGAUGUGGACACAUAAGUAUGCUUCCGAUAUUAGAUCGAGGCUCAGGUAUAGUUGGAAUGGGAAGUGGGCCAAUGUCGCUUAUACAACAAUUAGGUUCGUCAAUUGAUAGAAAAUUCUCAUAUUGUUUGAAUACUUUUAAUAGUGAUUUUGAUGAAUCAAACUUCUCUAACAAACUCAACUUUGGAAAUGCUGCUAUUAUUUCCGGUGAAAGAGUUGUUUCAACUCCCAUGAUCAAAUUCAAAGGUGCUUACGCUAUAACAUUGGAAGCAUUUAGUGUUGAAAACCAAAGAAUAGAAUAUGAAGGAGCAAAUACUUAUAAUAAAACCAUCAUUAUUGACUCGGGCACACCAUUGACGAUGUUGCCACCUCAUUUUCACUCUAAGUUGGAAUCUGCAGUUGCAAAACUAGUUAAACUACAUCGAAUUGAGCUACCUAAUCGUGAAUUGAGCCUUUGUUACAAUACUACAUUGGAACAAUUAAAUAAUGUUCCUAUUAUCACGGCACAUUUUAGUAGUGCAGAUGUCAAGUUAAAUUCUAAUAACACAUUUAUUGAAUUUCAAAAGGGAACUUUUUGUUUUGCUUUCAUCCCAUCCAGAGGUUCUAUCAUUUUUGGAAGCAUUGCACAACAUAACUAUUUAGUUGGUUAUGAUCUCGAAAAUAAUGUAAUCUCUUUUAAGCCUACCGAUUGCACCAAGUAUUAA